This is a messenger RNA of Nasonia vitripennis (jewel wasp), 1293 nucleotides long. RefSeq names its product cuticular protein analogous to peritrophins 3-A2 (gene Cpap3-a2). The record is from RefSeq and is marked validated. Gene Ontology annotation, molecular function: chitin binding. Gene Ontology annotation, cellular component: extracellular region. NCBI's taxonomy places the organism in Eukaryota, Metazoa, Arthropoda, Insecta, Hymenoptera, Pteromalidae.
GCAGUCGAGCGAAACCAGUCCAGUGACGAGGACGAAGUGACUCCGAGGUCUCUCUUUCUCUCAGCACCUUCUUCUGCCGCUUCCUCCUGUCUAUAACAACGUCGAUUCCUGCUUCUAUACAUCCUAUACACGCGGAGACAAUGAGGCGCUUCGUUACGGGGCUUUUUGUCGCGCUGGCGCUGAUCGGUAGCGCCGUACAGGCACAGCAGCAAGCGGCUUCGUCCUUCCGCUGUCCCGAGCCCAAGGGUUUCUUCCCCGACCCGGAGCAGUGCGACCUGUACUACGCCUGCAUCGACGGACAGGCCGAGGAGAGGCUCUGCAAGGACGGCCUCGUCUUCAGGGACGACAACCCCAAGAAGGAGUUCUGCGAUAUUCCCGCCAACGUCGAGUGCGGCGACAGGACUCUUCUGCAGGAGCCGCAGCCGACCAAGGACUGUCCACGUGCCAACGGCUACUUCAAGCACGAGGACCCCCUGAAUUGCGACAAGUUCGUCAACUGCAUCGACGGCGUCGCUUCGGUGAUGCCCUGCCCUCCCGGCCUGGUCUACGAGGAGAAAAAGUCCUCGUGCGUGUGGGCGGCCGACGCGACGAGGACGUGCUCGGACACGAACCGGGAGACCCUCGACGACGGAUUCAGCUGUCCCAUUGGUGACGUGAUCGGCCCUCAGGGUCGCGUCCUUCCACAUCCGACCUACCCUCACCCCGACGACUGCGCCAAGUUCUACAUCUGCCGGAACGGUAUGGUGCCGCAGAAGGGACAGUGCGAGGAGGGCCUGGUCUACAACGAGGACUCGUUCAGGUGUACCGAAGCCGACCUCGUGCCUGGAUGCGAGGACUACUACAAAGGCAAAAACAACUGAGAGGGGGCAGUGACAUGGGAAGCGAACGAAACGUUCGAUUCGAAUUUACGAUAUCAUACGAGGAGAUCACGACGACGUGAUAUGUGCCAGGCGCAGAUACGAUGCGUUGACUUGGCGCUUGCGAACGAGCCGACUAUUAAUUUUACUCUUAUCCUUAUAUUACUUAUUACUAUUAUUGUGUAACGAGUCGUGAACAUCGAUGAGAUUAUGACGCUGUACAACCCUUAUAUUGAAAUCGACCGCAGAUGAUCAUUGACCUUGCCAGACUUUUUCUUCUACUUUUUUUUUUUAUUAAAAUGUAACUAUAUUUAAAGGUGUAAUUUAUUAUCUUAACGAAUCUUUACUAUUAUGUAAUGUAAUACUCCGAAAUCACGCAGACUGUUCGUAUUUAACUGAGUUUAGAAUAAAUAAAUUUUCUACAUAGUGUGUUUGU